CGCCGCCGACGUGACGUGAGUUGGCACGCGUAUACGAGGAGGGUAUUACUUGUCGCCGAUCAUUAAACGAUUACGGAGGACGUCGCAGACGUCUCGCGUCUGUGGGCUUUCCGUCACAUUCCAUUUGUAUCGCGCUAUAAUAUACGGUCGAUUAAUGCGGAACGAGUCGCAACAUGGCACAACAUAUCAGAAAAGCGGCGUCACUAUUGUUUACUCAGGAAUGCAUGAGGGAGUACUUCGACAAGUUCAAUUUCUUCCACGUCGGAUGCUUCAAGGCGACACUGAGCAAAGGUCUAGGACUGGGCAUCAUCGGUGGUUCCUUGCUCGUGAAGGUACCUCAGAUUGUAAAAAUUCUAAAAAAUAGAAGCGGCGAGGGAAUCAAUGUCUUCAGCGUGUUGUUGGAUCUGUUCGCCAUCACUGCGAUGUCUUCCUACAGUUUCAUGAGUAGAUUUCCAUUUAGUGCCUGGGGAGAUGGGGUAUUUUUAGGGCUUCAGACUCUGAUCAUCGCGGUUCUAGUGCUGCACUACAAUGGAGAUACGGCGAAAGCGACUGCAUUCCUGUCCGCUUAUCUGGCGGUGAUUUGUGCGGCCAAUAGUGGACUGACGCCGGUCCACGUGCUCUGGACAUGCCAGGCAAUGAAUAUACCCAUUGUUCUCAUAAGCAAGCUUGCACAGGCCUAUACAAAUUAUGCAAACGGAAACACCGGCCAGCUCUCGGCGGCAACAUGCUUCAUGCUCUUCUUCGGUUCUCUCGCGCGGAUCUUCACUUCCGUUCAAGAAACGGGCGAUAUGACUAUGAUAAUAAUGUACGUGUGUUCCACCCUGGCAAACGGUAUAAUAGUGGCGCAGCUCAUGUACUACUGGAACGUGGACGUAAAGAGCAAAGAAAAGAUCAAGAAGAAAAGCUAGAGAGGAAGUAGGGAGUGUUUAUAUAUACAGCGCGCGACUGAUAAUCUACAUAGGCCAACGACGUAAAGUGUGGCUGUAUAAAAUUUCGCAUGGAUGAUGCUUUACGAAGUCGACGUGACGUCGGAGAGACAUGAAAAAUAAAGUUCCGAGAACGUUCGUAGGGGCAGCGCCUAGUAUUGUAGAUAAUUUGGAACCGUAGCGGUUAAUAUAAUUUCUUUCACGCAGACCGGAAGUGUCGACGUGGGAAUAAUAUUGUUGGCGAUCAUUUCUAUCGACGGAUACGAGAAGUGAGACAAUAUAUUACGAAGCAACACUUAUUAUGCGUACACGAUUAAAGCCAACGGCGCGCGAUACCAUUUUUCCUGGUUUGCUCGCGGCAGCCAAUCGGGAUUUAGCCUCGAGUCGCCUGAUCUAAAACUCCGCGUCCCCUAUUGGCUCACGCAAAAGCAAUCCAGUGGGGGAAAAAAUAGCUUCGAGUGCCGUCGGCUUAAGAUAAGACUGGAUUAUUGUUGAAUGCGUUAUUCUCCGCGUGCUCGCUACAGCUUUUUUCCGACGCACGUAAAACGGUACGUCUUUUGUACUUAUUUUACAAGCUGUAAAAUAAGAAGUAUUUCGUACAUCCUGUGUUAUGAUUUAUCACUGCAAAAAUUCUUGGCAUGUAUUUCAAGCGCAUCAUUUACGCAUUAAAUUUAUAUUGUUGAAGGA
This is a messenger RNA of Vollenhovia emeryi, 1613 nucleotides long. Its product is annotated as mannose-P-dolichol utilization defect 1 protein homolog. Gene Ontology annotation, biological process: oligosaccharide biosynthetic process. NCBI's taxonomy places the organism in Eukaryota, Metazoa, Arthropoda, Insecta, Hymenoptera, Formicidae. The coding region runs from base 174 to 908 and encodes 244 amino acids. The transcript has 5 exons. The record is from RefSeq and is a predicted model, not a curated record.